AUGAAUUGGACUGGAGGCAGUCUGCAGCGCACCAAACACGCUAACAAAGGCGUUGUGCAGAAGCAGAAGGCCUACUUCGCGCGCUCACGAACACAGCUCCAGAACGGCUUACGCUCACCUGUCGCACCCUUCCGUCCAAGUUAUCUUCGUAAAGAUGACGACCACGAGUCGGGUGAACGGAUACGGUCAUUCCAUCCAGGCUCCACACGUCAUACUAGUCACACAACCAGACAGCGACAUGGAGGGACAGGACGAGGGACCUCACCGCUAGACAGAACACGUUGCCACGAAGACGAGGUAGGCCACGCGUAUCAAGUGGCUUCAAAUGGUGUGUCACGACAUACUAUUUUAGGUCUGGGUUCAUCAGGAAGUGCCGUGAGAGAGAAACCGGACCAAAAGCGGAAAGCUGACGACGCAAACAUUGAGGCGCAGUUGCUUGAAGCCAACAAAAAAAGACUUCUCAGACAGCAGGAUUGGGUUGGUAUCGCACCUUCGAAACCAGCAGAUCUACGCUAUAGGCCGAGCAAAGAGACGGACAGGAUUGGCAAACGUAGAAAGAUUCAUGGAAGACAUCGUGCGUCCGCUCGCCGAAGGAGUAAUAUGGAACUCGCAGACCAAUUACUCCAACCUACAAACGAUGAUUAUGCAUACAUGAGCGGCGCACUUCCCAUUGACGCAGCAGAAAUCAGAAUCCGAGUUGGUACAGACGCGUUGACAACCGCUUACUCGACCCAGCCUGAUGACUGUGUUCAGUCACAGACAUCAUCGGACCCCAUGCUAUUCGAGCAGGCAUCAUCAGAUUUUAUGCUGCUCGAUCCCGAAGUCCCCGACGCAACACGGCGAAAGGAGCCGCAUGACCUGAAACCUGCCACUUUGGAACCUUGCACGUCAAUUGAAGAGUUUCGUCCAAUUGAUAACCACGAACACCAACUCGCCAACGAACAUACCCAGCCAUUCGACGGUGACAUGCGGCGAGCAUUGCAAGAACCUGGCGCGAAAGGCAGAAGUGACUCUGAUCCGGCGCAGCUGGCGUAUGUGGGUCACUACGCACUCGCUGUGGAGUCAAAAGAUAGAGAAAGUGAGGCGUCUGCUCCUGAUUUCCAGAUUACGCAUUCCGUGGCAGGGGUCAGACGCCCACUGCGGCUACUCUUUGGAGAACCCAGUUCAUCUAAAGGUCCCCAUGACUGUACGACGUCGCAGCAUGAUGGUAUCGGUGAAGGAAAGCAUGCUCUUGAAGCUGACACUGUAGGCUUAUCCAAAACGGGACACAUGGAUCAGGCCAGCAGCAAUAACAUGCCACAAAUUGUCGACAAAACUUUGACUAUCGGCGAUGAGGAACCAUGGAAACCAUACAUUGCCUUCCCAGAUGAGAGUUCAAGUUACUCAACAGCAGCGCAAGACCUCGAAACGAGCUUGAUGCAUUCCUACUCCACUGCGCGAAAUAACGAAGCCGAGUUUGUGGACUGGUCACAGCAUGCCACGCAGGGGAAUUACACGCACGUCCACUCAAUGUCCGCCUCUUCGCCUUCUUUUAUGCGGCCUAGCGAAAAGUUGCCUGUUUGCCCGGCCUCACCACGCAAUAUAGACAAGGAUGAUAGGAUAUGGCAGAAUUUCGUGUUUGGGAGCGACGAGGACUCUGAAUUGGAGACAAUAAGCGAUUGCAACGGAGUUAGCGAGCAGAGGACGUUGAAGGUCUUUCGCGGGUCCUCACAUCUAUCCCUGUCUGUCAGCUCCACUUCUACACCGUUCAGAGCAGGAUUAGGAAUGGUUUCUUGCAUAAGCGACAACUUACAGGACGUAGCAAACUAUCCGCCACUUCCAGGGUCCCCGUCGAUCGCCCCACGUUUCGAUGGAUUUGUCGAGGAGUUUCACCAUGGGGAACAAGGCAACGACACGACCUCUGGCGAGCAGUCGGUCACUCAUGCAUCUCUGCAAAACAACGCGUCGUUCAAUACUGAUUCCAUCUCACCGAUGAUGUUCAGCGAUGCAACAACGUCCCGCAGCAGUCAAAACCAAUUUGGUCGCAUUUCGGAUGGAUACUCCGGGCGAGCCACAGCAGGUAAUAGUGAAUUGGGGCGAAUUCAGCAAUCGUCGAUGGCCUAUGAAAUGCCUUUCAGCAGCGAUAACGCCCUUCAUCUCAUUGAUCCUGACAGCUUAGUGUAA
This is a messenger RNA of Dothidotthia symphoricarpi CBS 119687, 2163 nucleotides long. RefSeq lists its product as uncharacterized. The transcript has 2 exons. The coding region runs from base 1 to 2163 and encodes 720 amino acids. The record is from RefSeq and is a predicted model, not a curated record. Lineage: Eukaryota; Fungi; Ascomycota; Dothideomycetes; Pleosporales; Dothidotthiaceae.